AUGGAGGGUACUAGAGGUUCCCGAAAAUAUUUAAAACCAGGCACACUGCGGAGUCUCGAGAAAGAUGUGAAGGAGAGGUCGCGAAGGCGCGCACUGAUGGGGGAAGACCUGGAUAGGCAGUUGAAGGAGCUGCAGGAGAAAGAGGCUGUAGAAGGCAAAGCGCUCCAGCUGCAACUGCAACAUGAGCAGCAAAAACUGCAACAGUUGCUGCUGCAACAGAAACAAAUCUCCAAGCAAAUGGAUAUUGAAAUCGCAGAUUCUGGCCUCGCUAUCAAAGGCAAGAAUACUACUGUAGCGCCAUCUGCCAGGCAGCAGGAGUCAAUGCAACAGGAAACACUCAACCAGAUUGAUGCCUUCCUUGUUGACAAGCCUCCAAAUCAGACGCUCGGGGCCGGGUGGAGAGGACAAGGGCUUGUUCCUCCGACUGCUGUAACCAAGUUGGGCGUGUAG
This is a messenger RNA of Cyclospora cayetanensis, 450 nucleotides long. RefSeq lists its product as uncharacterized. The record is from RefSeq and is a predicted model, not a curated record. The coding region runs from base 1 to 450 and encodes 149 amino acids. Lineage: Eukaryota; Apicomplexa; Conoidasida; Eucoccidiorida; Eimeriidae. The transcript has 3 exons.